ACCCCAGAGUCACAUAGAAUACAUUUCAGACUACAGGGAGAACUAUUUAUUUACAUUUGGUGGAUGAAUACUGAGAGACGUGAGUGGUUGGGCAAAACUUCUUCCUUGUAAAUGAAUUACCCAGAGGAUCCAGAGGAACAGCUCUCGGAGGAUGAAAACGAAGAAGAAGAGGAGAGGGAGGAUGAAGGAAUAGAGAUAAUGGAUGAGGAGGAGGAGGAGGAAGAAGGCGAGGUGGAGGAAAAUGAGGAGCCUAAACUGGGCUGGGCUAACCUCCCGGACGUGUGUCUGCGGCAGGUGUUCUGGUGGCUGCGUGACCGUGACCGUGUCAAGGCGGCCCUGGUGUGUCUCCACUGGCACCACGUCAUGCGCUCGCCCUCUCUCUGGAGGGUUCGAACCUUCAACUUCUCCGGCCGCAUCUCCAGGACCCGCCGCUCGGAGCUGGAGACGGCUGUGUGUUACGCCAAGACCUACGGCGCUUACCUGGAGGAUCUGGAGAUCCGCUUCUCCCACCCCCUCAACUCUCUGGUGUCCCGGCGCUUCCAGCAGACGCUGAGGACCUUCCUCGCCGCGCUGCGUAAAACCAGAGGCGGACUACGCCGCCUAACUGUCAACCACAUGGAGCUGGACCGCGCCGCCUGGUGCCGCAGCGUACGCAAGGCGCUGGUGCGCAGCCUCACCUUCUACCUGCGCCGCGAGAGCUCCCGCCUGGGCUACUUGAGCCUGCGAGGGGCCCGCCUCAACCUGCCCCAGGGCCUGGAGGUGCUGGAGGCCGUGGCUGCAUCUCAGCAGCACAUCCACCUGGGCCGCCGGCCCGGCAUCACCCACCUCAACCUGGAGGACUUCUUCUCACAGCCGCUGGCCGUCUUCAUCAGCCCCGCCUUCCCCCAGGUCAUGAACCGCUUCCAGGGCCUCUGCACCCUGACCCUCAACUACAGCUGCCUGUCGGACGAGCUUCUGGCGGCCCUGUCCGCGGCGUGUAGGAGCCUGGACGGGGGAGGCUCCCUGCAGACGUUCACCAUACGAUGCCAUAUCCACGAGCCCCACAUCCAGGUGGUCUGGGGGGAUGCCUGGUCCCAUCUGGCUCAGCGUUGUCCCGACCUCCGUGUGCAUAUCACAGUGGAGCGAAUCCUCGACAUGGACAAGCUGGGGAGGAUUCUGCUCAGAGAGAUCCCGCUGCGCUCGCUCAGUCUCACCAGUUGCUACUUCAGUGAACAGGACUGGAGUGUCAAGCCUGCCCUUACCAACCUAGUGCCCUACUACAGGAGCUGUUUACAGGUGACGAUUGGUUUCUCUACCCGGCAAUACACAGUAGCAGUCAGCUAUGGAGCGAUGAUGGCACCAUUUAGGCUACUGGUUGGUGUGGCGAAUAAGUUAGCACAGUAUGUGUAGUGUAUCAAGUGUUUUUUCAUGUACCUACAUUGUCUUUUUAUAUCCAUGCAGUUCAGACAGACUAAGCCUAGUCCUGGACUAAGGGAAUCUCCACUGAGAAUGUGUUUUAGUUCUGGACUAAGAGAAUGUGUUUUAGUCCAUCUCCAUUGAGAAUGUGUUUUAGUCCUGGACUAAGGGAAUCUCAUUUGAGAAUGUGUUUUAGUCCUGGACUAAGAGAAUCUCCAUUGAGAAUGUGUUUUAGUCCUGGACUAAGAGAAUCUCCAUUGAGAAUGUGUUUUAGUCCUGGACUAAGGGAAUCUCCAGUGAGAAUGCGUUUUAGUCCUGGACUAAGAGAAUCUCCAUUGAGAAUGUG
Molecule: messenger RNA, 1741 nt
Organism: Oncorhynchus mykiss (rainbow trout)
Lineage: Eukaryota; Metazoa; Chordata; Actinopteri; Salmoniformes; Salmonidae
Source: RefSeq, a predicted model, not a curated record